Molecule: messenger RNA, 4881 nt
Organism: Phyllostomus discolor (pale spear-nosed bat)
Lineage: Eukaryota; Metazoa; Chordata; Mammalia; Chiroptera; Phyllostomidae
Gene: DHX8
Product: DEAH-box helicase 8
Exons: 23
Coding region: 243-3923 (1226 amino acids)
Biological process (GO): mRNA splicing, via spliceosome; spliceosomal complex disassembly
Cellular component (GO): catalytic step 2 spliceosome; intracellular anatomical structure
Molecular function (GO): RNA binding; RNA helicase activity; ATP binding
Source: RefSeq, a predicted model, not a curated record
GCCAUAAACACGCUGGCCUGUAGAGGGCGCCGGCUGGUGGGCAGCGUAACCCACUCGGCCGUCCCUUCCUCAAGCACUUCCGUUCCGAUCUCUAUUGUUUAUCCGGUUCGCUCUCGAGAAGUUCCUGGUGUUUUCAAUUUACCGUAAACAAAAGGAAUGUGCGCCGACCCGGAAAUGAAAAUGGGGGCCAGGCUGUAGUAGCCCCGAAAGCCGUCAGUACGAGGACGGGGGAAGCCGUAGCCAUGGCGGUGGCUGUGGCCAUGGCAGGGGCCGUAGCCGGGACGGAGAUAGGCCCGGCGGAAGAACUCGCCAAACUCGAGUAUCUGUCUCUAGUGUCGAAGGUUUGCACCGAGCUGGAUAACCACUUGGGGAUCAACGACAAGGAUCUGGCUGAAUUUGUGAUCAGUCUUGCCGAGAAAAACACCACCUUUGAUACUUUUAAGGCUUCGCUUGUGAAAAAUGGUGCAGAAUUCACGGAUUCCCUUAUUAGUAACUUGCUGCGUCUCAUACAAACCAUGCGGCCUCCAGCAAAGCCUUCUACCAGCAAAGAUCCGGUUGUUAAACCCAAAACUGAAAAAGAAAAGUUGAAGGAGCUCUUCCCCGUCCUCUGCCAGCCAGACAACCCCUCGGUUCGGACCAUGCUGGACGAGGACGAUGUGAAAGUCGCCGUGAACGUCCUGAAGGCGCUGGAGGCCCUGAUGCCCAGUGCUGCCGGCCCGGAGAAGCCACGGGAUGCCGAGCACCGGGACAAGACAAAGAGAAAGAAGCGGAGUCGCAGUCGAGACCGAGAGCGAGAGCGUGACCGUGACCGAGACCGAGACCGAGAACGAGAUCGAGACCGUGAUCGAGACCACAAGCGGCGGCACCGGUCCCGCUCUCGAUCACGUUCCAGGACCCGGGAGAGGAACAAAGGGAAGUCGAGGUAUCGGUCCAGGAGCAGAAGCCAGAGCCCCCUCAAAGACCGGAAGGACCGGGACAAGUAUGGAGAGAGGACCCUGGACAGAUGGCGGGACAAGCACGUGGACCGCCCUCCCCCGGAAGAGCCCGCCAUCGGGGACAUUUACAACGGCAAAGUCACCAGCAUCAUGCAGUUCGGAUGCUUCGUGCAGCUGGAGGGUCUGAGGAAGCGCUGGGAAGGCCUGGUGCACAUCUCGGAGCUCCGGCGGGAGGGCCGUGUGGCCAAUGUGGCCGACGUGGUGAGCAAAGGCCAGAGAGUCAAGGUCAAAGUGUUGUCCUUCACUGGGACCAAGACCAGUCUGAGCAUGAAGGAUGUGGACCAAGAGACCGGAGAAGAUCUAAACCCAAAUCGGCGACGAAACCUUGUUGGGGAGACCAAUGAGGAGACCUCAAUGAGGAAUCCGGACAGGCCCACCCAUCUCUCCCUCGUCAGCGCCCCCGAAGUGGAGGACGACUCCCUGGAGCGCAAGCGCCUCACCCGCAUCUCCGACCCGGAGAAGUGGGAGAUCAAACAGAUGAUUGCGGCCAAUGUGCUUUCCAAAGAAGAGUUCCCAGACUUCGACGAGGAGACCGGCAUCCUUCCGAAGGUGGACGACGAAGAAGAUGAGGACCUUGAGAUCGAGCUGGUCGAGGAAGAGCCCCCGUUCCUGAGGGGGCACACCAAGCAAAGCAUGGACAUGAGCCCUAUCAAAAUCGUGAAGAACCCAGACGGCUCCCUCUCCCAGGCGGCCAUGAUGCAGAGCGCCCUGGCCAAAGAAAGACGGGAGCUCAAGCAGGCCCAGCGGGAGGCCGAGAUGGACUCUAUUCCCAUGGGACUCAACAAACAUUGGGUCGAUCCCCUGCCUGACGCGGAAGGCAGGCAGAUCGCGGCCAACAUGAGGGGCAUUGGGAUGAUGCCCAAUGACAUUCCCGAGUGGAAGAAGCAUGCCUUUGGGGGCAACAAAGCUUCCUAUGGAAAGAAGACCCAGAUGUCAAUCAUUGAGCAGAGAGAGAGCCUGCCCAUCUACAAACUGAAGGAGCAGUUGGUCCAGGCCGUCCAUGACAACCAGAUCCUGAUCGUCAUCGGAGAGACGGGCUCCGGGAAGACCACGCAGAUCACCCAGUACCUGGCGGAGGCGGGCUACACGUCCCGGGGCAAGAUCGGGUGCACCCAGCCCCGCAGGGUGGCGGCCAUGUCGGUGGCCAAGAGAGUGUCAGAGGAGUUUGGUUGUUGCCUGGGCCAGGAGGUGGGCUACACCAUCCGGUUUGAGGACUGCACCAGCCCCGAGACCGUCAUCAAGUACAUGACGGACGGCAUGCUGCUGCGAGAGUGCCUGAUCGACCCCGACCUCACUCAGUACGCGAUCAUCAUGCUGGACGAGGCGCACGAGAGGACGAUCCACACCGACGUGCUCUUCGGGUUGCUGAAGAAGACGGUUCAGAAGCGGCAGGACAUGAAGCUGAUCGUCACCUCAGCCACCUUGGACGCAGUGAAGUUUUCCCAGUACUUCUAUGAAGCGCCCAUCUUCACCAUCCCCGGCCGAACAUACCCCGUGGAAAUACUGUACACGAAGGAGCCCGAGACGGACUAUCUGGACGCCAGCUUGAUCACGGUCAUGCAGAUCCACUUAACAGAGCCACCAGGCGACAUCCUCGUCUUCCUGACUGGUCAGGAAGAGAUCGACACAGCCUGCGAGAUCCUGUAUGAGAGAAUGAAGUCCCUGGGGCCUGACGUUCCCGAGCUGAUCAUCCUCCCGGUGUACUCUGCUCUUCCCAGCGAGAUGCAGACCCGGAUCUUUGACCCGGCCCCGCCCGGCAGCAGAAAGGUCGUGAUUGCCACCAACAUUGCAGAGACGUCGCUGACUAUCGAUGGCAUCUACUACGUGGUGGACCCUGGCUUCGUGAAGCAGAAAGUGUACAAUUCCAAGACAGGGAUCGACCAGCUGGUGGUGACCCCCAUUUCUCAGGCCCAGGCGAAGCAGCGAGCCGGCAGAGCCGGGAGAACGGGCCCGGGGAAGUGUUACAGGCUGUACACAGAGCGUGCCUACCGAGACGAGAUGCUGACCACCAACGUGCCGGAGAUCCAGAGGACCAACCUGGCGAGCACGGUGCUCUCGCUCAAGGCCAUGGGCAUCAACGACCUGCUGUCCUUCGACUUCAUGGACGCCCCCCCGAUGGAGACCCUGAUCACAGCCAUGGAGCAGCUGUACACCCUGGGGGCACUGGAUGACGAGGGCCUGCUUACUCGCCUGGGCCGCAGGAUGGCAGAAUUCCCCCUGGAACCAAUGCUGUGCAAAAUGCUCAUCAUGUCUGUGCACCUGGGCUGCAGUGAGGAGAUGCUGACCAUCGUGUCCAUGCUGUCUGUGCAGAACGUCUUCUACAGGCCCAAGGAUAAACAAGCCCUCGCCGACCAGAAGAAGGCCAAAUUCCACCAGACGGAAGGAGACCACCUCACCCUGCUGGCCGUGUACAACUCCUGGAAGAACAACAAGUUCUCCAACCCGUGGUGCUACGAGAACUUCAUCCAGGCUCGUUCUCUGCGCCGGGCCCAGGACAUCCGCAAGCAGAUGCUGGGCAUAAUGGACAGACACAAGCUGGAUGUGGUUUCCUGCGGCAAGUCCACGGUCCGGGUGCAGAAGGCCAUCUGCAGCGGAUUCUUCCGCAACGCCGCCAAGAAAGACCCGCAGGAGGGUUACCGGACCCUGAUCGACCAGCAGGUGGUCUACAUCCAUCCUUCCAGCGCGCUCUUCAACCGGCAGCCGGAAUGGGUAGUGUACCACGAGCUGGUGCUGACCACGAAGGAGUACAUGCGCGAGGUCACCACCAUCGACCCCCGGUGGCUUGUGGAGUUCGCCCCUGCCUUCUUCAAGGUCUCCGACCCGACUAAGCUGAGCAAGCAGAAGAAGCAGCAGCGUCUCGAGCCCUUGUACAAUCGCUACGAGGAGCCCAACGCCUGGAGAAUAUCGCGGGCUUUCCGGCGGCGCUGACGGGCAGGCCCUGCUUGCCUGUGCUGCAGCGGCGGCCCACGGCUCGGGCUCACCCUUGGCAGAUGCUGAUCCUGAGGACACGGCUCUCUGGUGGCUGCGUAUCUUAACUGGACGAUUCCAGACUCAAUUUGCAUUUCUUCCCUCAUGGCAGAGACAGGGAUUUAUGCCCGGUUUGAGGAGAGCCUUCAGCCCCCACUACCCUAAGUCACCGGGGCCACCUGGGGCUCCCAGCCAACACGGGGUACACUGCAUCAGCUCCAAGGAAGGGGCAACUCGUGCAGCCCUGGGAUGGGAAACGGGGGUUGCAAGCAUCCAACAACUGGACGCACAGACCGAUGGGCACGGUGGGGACCCUGCUGCCCUGCUCGGUUCUCUGUGGAGGAGGGAGCUGAGGAGCUCAUUGGAAGUUUCGGCCCCGAGUCUGCUCCUGUCCAACCCCUGUGCUUUCGACCGACCUCCUGAAAAUAUUUAUUUUCUUAAGGAAACAAAAGUGACUUUCCUUGAAGGUUUCUUUUAGCUGAAAGGUUAGGAAAUUGGCCUGGGCUCAGGGUGGGGAGGUUCCGUGUCUGUGGCGUUGGUGUGCAUGGUGGAGAGUCCGCUGGGACCAGAGCCUGGGGCCCCUCUGGGCUGGGAGCUGACGCGCGGCCAGCACCCCCAGUCCUAACCUCAGCACCUGUGCUGUGCCAGCCCUGCCGCGGUCGGGCCCCGACCAACCACACCCACCGCACAGGCGCUCGGGGCCGCGCCUGAGCCGUUACAGAUGCCACACGUCCACUGCGGAAGGCUCUCCCUGUCUCUCCCGCCCACCACACUCAUCACGUGCAGUGUAUCCUAUUUCCUUUUGAAACUUGUGAGUAAUGACAAAGCUUUUGUUUUGUUUCCCCUGAAGCCCUCACUGGGCUGUAACAAAGGGUGUUUGUGGUCAAAGCCUCCCCUCCCCCACCCCAAACUGAAAACC